AUGAUUGCAUCGCAAAAAGAUGGACAGGAUUGGUGGAAAAUUGAACCCAAAUACUCUACUAAAGUUCUCAUUGGAAACUGGGUGGAAGAGAGGAAAAGGUUUAUAAAAGACACUGGGAAACUCGGCAGCAGCAUAUACAAAACAGACUUCAUUUGCUUCCCAGAUCACAAACCGGACCAAACACUAAGGAGAACCAUGAUGGGAAAAUUUGAGGGCCUGCCAAUGCAGCACUUCUUCACCCAUCAUGAGGAACCAAGAAGCCGAAAUUUAGUAUCGGAGUAUGACGAUAAAUACAAUAGACGCGGUUACAACCCUGUGCUGCCUCCCCUCCGCAGCUGGAAUGGACGCAAGCUCGCCUGGGUUCCUCAGAAAUCAGAUUUCCCCAUUCUUGAACCACCGACCAACUAUGGCCUUCUUGAGCUCCUCAUGAAAAAAUGGCACGAGGAAGAAGCUGGAGUGAUGAACAGCGUCUACACCAUUUCCUAUGAAAGCCCUCUGAUCUCUUCUUUUGUGACUCGUCAACUGAGACAACCAGCCAAAAUUCAUGACCUAAAAUUCAUUCCCAUUUGGGGACAUCUUCCCCAAAACAUCAGCAGAAUCCUGGACUAUGAAGGGGGUCAGAAAUAUCUGCAAGGCACCAGCAACUGGUGA
This is a messenger RNA of Charadrius vociferus (killdeer), 651 nucleotides long. It is a transcript of the gene CFAP107, whose product is annotated as chromosome unknown open reading frame, human C1orf158. The record is from RefSeq and is a predicted model, not a curated record. The coding region runs from base 1 to 651 and encodes 216 amino acids. NCBI's taxonomy places the organism in Eukaryota, Metazoa, Chordata, Aves, Charadriiformes, Charadriidae. The transcript is spliced from 4 exons.